Messenger RNA from Besnoitia besnoiti, 2724 nucleotides. Its product is annotated as putative vacuolar proton translocating ATPase subunit A. Gene Ontology annotation, molecular function: ATPase binding; proton-transporting ATPase activity, rotational mechanism. Gene Ontology annotation, biological process: vacuolar acidification; proton transmembrane transport. The record is from RefSeq and is a predicted model, not a curated record. The transcript is spliced from 6 exons. Gene Ontology annotation, cellular component: vacuolar proton-transporting V-type ATPase complex; vacuolar proton-transporting V-type ATPase, V0 domain. NCBI's taxonomy places the organism in Eukaryota, Apicomplexa, Conoidasida, Eucoccidiorida, Sarcocystidae. Bases 1 to 2724 code for a protein of 907 amino acids.
AUGACGACCCUGCGGAGUGAGCCAAUGCUCAGGGGCACGCUGGUGCUGCCAUCGGCCCUGCCUGUGGCUCGCGGCUGCUUAGACGCUUUGGGUAGACAGGGAAGUGUCCACUUCAUGGACAUGAACGCGCACUCUCUGACGCGCCAGUUCAACACUUACAUUCAGCGCAUCGACGAAAUGGAACGGAUUAUCCGUUUUUUGGAAGAGGAGGUGAACCGCUUGCAAGAUGCGGGCGCCAAGAUCAUCAUCGGACCGGAGGGUCCGCAAAACUUCCUGGACAACGACAAGGGUUAUCAGUUGGACAAGGUGGAGGAGGCUCUGAACCGUCUGCAUGCUCAAUUCGUUCGGUUCAAAAGCAACAAUGCAGAUCUUAUUCAGCAGAAGAAUGCAGCUUUGGAGGAAAAAUGCGUUAUGCAGACGGCGGUCCAGCAGCUACGAGGGGCGAGUCUGAAGGAAGACUUCGGAGCGGGUGCGCGUAUAACCGCUGCGGAAGGGUCUCCUGCGGGUCAGUCGGAGGAGGAAGUUGCGAAAGCUCUGCUGCGUCAGGAUGACGGUAAGGAUGGGAUACCAACAGCGGACGAUCCUGAACAAGGCUUGACGAGGCCUGAAGGAGGCGCCUCGGGAUCAAGCGUCUCGACCGUCGCUGGCAUGGUUGCGACCUCGGAUAUUGGCAGGUUUCAACGGAUGCUCUUCCGGACGACUCGAGGCAAUGCCUUUUGUUUUUUCCAAUCCGCCGCCGAAAAGCUCAUAGACAGCCACACGGGCAAAGAAAUCGAAAAAGGCGUCUUUGUCAUCUACUACCAAGGAGCGACGCACUCGCUUCUUCAUGAGAAGAUCGUGAAGGUCUGUGCGGCGUUCGAUGCGAAGCCCUACGAGUGGCCUCAUAGUGCUGAGGAGGCUUCUGCUCGUCUCGAAGCGCUGCAAAGCCUGCUUGACGAUAAGGAACGCGCCCUCGCUGCUUACGAAAAAUAUUUCCUCGGUGAAAUCAGUUUGCUUCUCGAGGUGACGAGGUCAGGUGGUUCGUCCUUGUUGGAAGAGUGGAAGAUGUUUUGCCAGAAGGAAAAAGCGGUGUACGUCACCCUCAAUCAGUUCCAUGGACGCGACAUGACGCUCCGGUGUGACUGUUGGAUUCCGCAAGACAAGGAGGAAGAGGUUCGCGCCCUGCUGAAGGACGUUAGUGCUGAGUCUGCUGGCGAUGAACAGGCGUCCGCUUUUUUGCUGAUCGAAAAAGGCCGACCGACAGCCAUGCCGCCUACGUACUUCAAAACGACUGAAUUCACAGAGCCGGCACAGAUCAUGGUGGAUACCUACGGCGUCCCGCGGUAUCAGGAGGCCAAUCCUGCUGUUCUGACCACGAUCACUUUCCCGUUUCUCUUCGGUGUGAUGUAUGGAGACAUUGGUCAUGGUCUCUGCGUCAUGCUGAUGGGACUGUGGCUCAUGAUUCGAGCGAAGGCGCUGCAGCGAGACCGCAGUUCGGCUUUCCACGACGCAGUCAAGUAUCGGUAUAUGAUCUUCCUUAUGGGGUUUUUCGCCGUCUUCGGGGGCUUCAUGUACAACGACUGGUUCGCCCUUGGAGUGGACAUCUUCGGCUCGCGGUGGACCGCAAAGGGGGGGACGACAGGAGCGACCAAUAUAACGCUGGCGAAGAAAGAUGGCGACUUCCCGUAUCCCUUCGGUUUCGAUCCAGCUUGGAAGGGUGCGGCGAAUGAGUUGCUGUUCACCAACUCCUUCAAGAUGAAGUUCUCCGUCAUUGUUGGCUUCGUCCAGAUGUUCGCCGGUGUCCUGCUGAAGGGGUCGAAUGCGAUUUUCUUCAGGGAACCGCUGGAUUUCAUUUUUGAAUUCAUCCCUCAAGUCUUGUUCAUUUGUUCUUUAGUCGGAUAUAUGGAUUUCCUCAUUGUGUACAAGUGGGUCACACCUGAAGAGAGGAACAAGCCAAAUCUUAUCAAUACAAUCAUCAAUAUGUGCAUGCUUUCUGAGGUUAAAAGUGAAGACGAGAUGUACUCGAAUCAGCAGUUGGUUGAGCGUGCCUUGUUUUUGCUUAUGGUUAUUUCCAUUCCUCUGAUGCUCAUUCCCAAGCCGCUUAUACUCUGCUCGCGAAUGAAGAAAAACCACCCGCGGAGCGAGGACAAGCAACAGUUGAGCUCCGGGAAAACGAACAGCUCAACUAUUGAGCUCGAGCGAGCUCCCAACGCGGACCAUGGAACAGGAGCCGGUGGCGCUGAAGGAGACAGCGAACAUCCGGUUGCAGGCGGAGCUCUGCGAAAGCAAGCUUCGGCAGAAGAGGCUGACGACGAUAUGCUCGCUGGUGCCAAGGUGGAAGAUCACGAGGAGGAGCAUGAAGGCCCUGGAGACAUCUUUAUUCAUCAGAUGAUUGAAACAAUUGAGUUCAUUCUCGGUACCAUCUCCAACACUGCUUCAUACCUUCGACUGUGGGCGUUGUCACUGGCGCAUCAGCAGCUGGCGCUGGUGUUCUACACCCAGACGGUGGUCCGGGCAAUCGAACUGACAGACAAUGUGGCAGUGGUUACCGUUGCACUAUUUUUUAUUUUUGCGGCGUACGCAUGCAUCACUUUCGCUGUUAUUCUCUGCAUGGAUUUCUUGGAAGUUUCUCUUCAUGCUCUGAGGCUGCAGUGGGUAGAAUUCCAGAACAAGUUUUUCAAGGGCGACGGGUACAAAUUCGCACCACUGUACUUCAUCAAGCUUCUGCAGGGCGAGGAAGCUUAA